AUGUCGUCGACGGCCACCGUCACCCGCGCCCACCUCGAGAACAAGCUCGCCCUCGCCAGACGCUGCUCCAGAGAGGCGACGCUCGCCGGAGCAAAGGCGGCGGCCAUCGCCACGGUCGCGUCUGCGGUCCCAACGCUGGCGAGCGUGCGGAUGCUGCCGUGGGCCAAGGCGAACCUGAACCCCACCGGCCAGGCGCUCAUUGUUUGCACCGUCGCCGGGAUGGCCUACUUCGUCGCCGCCGACAAGACUAUCCUCUCGCUGGCAAGGAAGCACUCGUACGAGAGCGCCCCGGACCACCUCAAGGACACCUCCUUCCAUGGCGCCGCCGCCGCAACUCGUCCCCGUCCGCCGGCAUUCUUCAGGCCUUGA
Messenger RNA from Triticum turgidum subsp. durum (durum wheat), 369 nucleotides. Lineage: Eukaryota; Viridiplantae; Streptophyta; Magnoliopsida; Poales; Poaceae. The record is from the annotation of a GenBank genome assembly.